UUCCCAAGAAUUCUCAUGCUCCAUCUUAAUUACCCUUUUAUACUAUUUUCUAAACCGCCACUUCAUCACACGCUAAGCAUAUGCUUCCUAAUAUUCUAACAAUUCUUUUGCUAUUAAAACCCCCCCGUACACCCCUUUCUCCCAUCUUCAUAAAUCACCACCAUAUCAAACCAACUCACAUUUUUCCAUUUGAAAAAAAAAAGUAUAUAUUAAUUUUUUUUUUUAAUUUUUUUUUUUUAACAUUAUGAAAUUUGGGAAGAGACUUAAGCAACAAGUUCAAGAUACUUUGCCAGAAUGGAGGGACAAAUUUUUGUCUUACAAAGAGUUGAAGAAACUGUUGCGACUUUUAUCAACGGCACCAACAUCGUUGCUAAAUGGUUCUUCAAUUGAUUAUGGAAAAGCUGAGGCUGAGUUUAUGUAUUUAUUGAACAAUGAGAUUGAUAAGUUCAAUGGUUUCUUCAUGGAACAAGAAGAAGAUUUCAUUAUCCGACAUAAGGAAGUACAACAAAGAAUCAAGAGAGUAGUUGAAUUGUGGGGUCCAAAUGGUAGUCAGCCUUCAGAAGCUGAUUAUAAGGAUGAAAUGGAAAAAAUUAGAAAAGCUAUUGUUGAUUUUCAUGGUGAAAUGGUUCUAUUAGUAAACUACAGCAACAUUAAUUAUACAGGGUUGGCUAAAAUUUUGAAGAAAUAUGAUAAAAGGACGGGAGGACUACUUCGUUUGCCAUUCAUUCAAAAAGUAUUGGAGCAACCGUUUUUCACAACUGACCUAAUUUCAAAACUCGUGAAAGAAUGUGAAACCAUAAUUGAUGCAGUGUUUCCAGCCGAGGAAGAAGCUGAAAGAGCGAAAGAAGCAAAAGAAGCUAUUGUAGUAGCAGGAGAAGGAAUUUUUAGAAACACGGUCACGGCUUUACUUACAAUGCAAGAAAUGAGAAAAGGUAGCUCAACACAAAGUGCAUUUUCUUUGCCUCCUCUCAAUUUGCCAGACUCUGAUCUCAUUCAAUCCAUACAACUUAAUGCAGCUGUUCCAAUUGUUUAGUAAUUCAAAUUGAUGAUGAUAGGGAUGGUGAUUUCUUGAUGAUUAUACUCACAAAAAUUUGAUCACAAAUUUGAAGUUAAAAUGGUGUGUAACACGUUUUGCAGGACACGUGCUAGUUAUGAAGGGGUAGAGUAGACUUUACUUCUUACUUUUUCUUGAUUAAACUCUUUUAGUAGUUUUUUUUUUAGUUUCUGGAGUUAAAACUUUGGACGUUCUGAUUAUUACUUUUUCGAUGUUUCUUAGCUUAUCAACCGAGUUUUUGCUCGGUAUAAACACAUGUUAGUUUAGUUGAUGUUAAUUUACAUUCCCUUUUGAUUAAGAAACAUGUGAAUUACUUAAGAUGAAAACAAAAGCCUUUCUAGGAUAAAUAUUAAGUCAUUAAUUAUUUUGGUAAUUUUUGGUUUGAUAUGGUCAAUGUAUUGGAUUUUCUACGGAGUUACAGAGAAAUUAAUAAAAAACAAGUAUUUGCCUGUUGCCCUGUUGGUGAUUUUUUUAGUCAGAAGAAAUGUAGCUUAUGUGACAUCUCUAUCUUUUUCGGAGAUAA
Molecule: messenger RNA, 1577 nt
Organism: Trifolium pratense (red clover)
Lineage: Eukaryota; Viridiplantae; Streptophyta; Magnoliopsida; Fabales; Fabaceae
Product: SPX domain-containing protein 3
Exons: 3
Coding region: 245-1033 (262 amino acids)
Biological process (GO): cellular response to phosphate starvation
Source: RefSeq, a predicted model, not a curated record